GCAUGUAAAUUCCGUUUGAAAAACUCCCGGGAAAUCCGAGUUUCGCGGGAGGGCUCUUGAGCGCGUAAACCGUAUCCCUUCAUUCAUCAGGCCGUUUCCUGAAGCCAUUUCUAGACAGUGGAAACGAGAGUUGCGCUACUUUUUAAUCCGUUGCAUCUGCCUAAAUGCACUUAUACAGAGAAAAAUACUUGACAGAAGUCGAUGAAUCAGAUAUUCAUCUUCACUUUUGUCUGAUUAUUUUUGAAAUAAUCGUGACGGAUUAGCAGCCAGCAGGGCUCGAAAGUAGAUAGACAAGAAAGGGGUUACCCCGCAAACGCAAGAUGAGAAGAGGGAUCUCCUCGGCUCCGGACAAAGUGAUUUUAGCUGGGGUUGGGGGCUCUUCUCUGGACAGUAAUAUAAUUUUAACCACCCUUUCAGAUCGUUUGAACCCAGGACAGUCCAACGCUACUUAUAUCCAAAUUAUUACCGCCUCUCCGCCUUGUAACGUUACACAGACAUCGAAUGUGUGUUUAUCGGAGCCUCCAAUAAACAACAUUUACACAACUCCACAACAAGCUGCUGCAAACGGAUCCGGACAACGACCCACUCUGGGAAGACCGCCGGCAAAAAGGCGAUUGGCACUGGAUGAUUCGGAUCACCAGUACCAGUCAGAACCCACCAGAACUCCAAGAGGAAGAGGAGCAGCCACAGCCACCAAUGGAGCACGGCUAAAAACUCCCAGAAGUAAGAGGCAGAAAACAUCUUCAAGGAGACUUGUUAACAUCACUGCAUUUCCAGCGCCCAAAUCUCCACCAGAGAAGACACGGUACGACACCUCCCUGGGCCUGUUGACGAAGAAGUUUGUGGAGCUUCUGGCUCAGUCGUCUGAUGGUGUUCUGGACCUCAACCGUGCAGCUGACACCUUAAAGGUACAGAAAAGACGGCUGUAUGACAUCACCAAUGUUCUGGAGGGCAUUCACCUCAUCAAGAAGAAAUCAAAGAACAAUAUCCAGUGGAUGGGCUGUAGCCUCCUGGAGGUCGAAGGAGCGUUGAGCCAAAGACAGAGGCUGACUGCUGAAGUUUCUGCACUGGGAGAAGAGGAGCAGAAGCUGGAACAGCUGAUCCAAAGGUGCACUCUGGACAUGAGGAACAUGAGCGAAUCACCUAGCAAUCAGAAGUAUUCAUAUGUAACAUACCAAGACAUCAAGCAGCUGAAAACCCUCAAAGACCAGACUGUUAUUGUGGUCAAAGCGCCUACAGACACCAAACUAGAAGUUCCAGACCCAGAUAAGAGUUUGUCCAUUCACCUUACCAGCACCAAAGGUCCAAUAGAAGUUCUGCUGUGUCCUGAUGAGGACAAUGACCCUAGAAGUCCUGUUAAAAAUGGCAGUACAGACAUCAACGGAAACUCCCCGUUCCUAACAGUUCUGCAAGAUACCACCUGCACCACAACAUCCUCAAAUUCCUCUGUGGUUCCUCCUCCAACCUCCUCGUCCGUCUCUGUUACCACACUGUCACCAAUCUCCUACCCUUACACCAGUCUUCUCCAACAGACAGAAGACCAGAUGCCAUCAUCGUUGGGGCCAUUCUUAAACCUUGGCCCUCCUCUCCUCGACCAAGAAGACUACCUUCUAGGUCUGGAAAAUGAUCAGGGAAUAAGCGAUCUAUUUGAUGCCUAUGACUUUGAUAAAAUGCCCUCCUGCCUGGAUGACCUCCUCUGCAGCUAGCAGUAGCUAACUGGCGCUCAGACUGUGCAUGGGAGAAACAUUGUAUAUCAGAAGAGGAAUUUUGAUGCCUGCGACUGACUGCAGUUGGUAGAAACAAAUUUUAAAUCCAUGUGUGAGAGGAAUCGAGGGCCAUCUUUAGUCCCAGUGGGACUCAAUCAUGUGUUCAAAUGGCCUUCAAUGAUUUCACACGCAGAUGCAACUGGUCCGUGUGCAGACCACAUGGGUAAGUCCUCCUCUCAGGCCGUGUAAAACUUCAUCUCUAGCUGAGCGUCAGUGGGCAUCUGAAGAUGUUACAAUCUGAGAUGGAACAAGGGGUUUAAAAAUGUCAGCACUUGGUUUUGGCAUUUCUAGCUGUUCUCAUUAAUUUCAGUUUAGCAGGUCAUUCAAGGAGUGUGCAGAUGUGAUCAAGUCAAACUGUCACCAAGUGGGGCUUCAUGGGAGAAGGGAAAACGUUUGAGUGCGCUUGCUAGGACCUUAAUUCAUCAUUAUGAAUUAAUGAGUCAUUUAAACAAAAAAUAACAAAAAAAGCAAUGAUCAUUGGCUGUCCACUACUUAAGCUGAUUUUAGAAAGAAAAACAAAUAUAAAGUAAAUACAAAAAUUGGAUGUUUCUGGAUCCAUCAUCUAGACUACAGUGGUAGUUUACAGUGUAGUUAUGAUGCUGAAGCUUCAGCCAUUUUUCCCAUUUGUACUUCCAAUCUGUCAAUUACAAAGAAUGAUUUAACACCUUUUUUUGUGCUGUGAAAAAUGUUUUAGAUGUGGACGUAGAAACGAUUUGAUGGAUCCUUUAGUAGAAUUUUCAAAUUUAUACCUUUAAUUUACAAUGUGAACGAGCGUAUGAACCCCCAAAACAAUCCAUUUAUCCGGUCAAAUCUACAACUAACUUCUUGCAAUAAUAUUAAAAAUACAUAUACUUUGACCAUGUGGAAAAAUGACACAGUCAACUAGUGAAAAAACUGUUUUGCUGCUUUUUACUGUUUCCUGCCGUGAUCCUCUGAACUGCCGUUAAAAAAAGCAAAAAGUAUUUCUAUCCUCUUCAGUUUCUGUGUGCUGUGAAAUUAUCUGAUAUCUCAUAAGAAUUGUUGGACUUUGACCACUUGAUCAAUGCUGCUAAUUCAGUAUGAGCUGAAAGCAGUGUGAGAAAUGCGCUAGGUGAGCACGUCUGUUUUAGGUUUAGUAUGGACUGAAUUUUUAAAAGAUUUUAAUACUGUAGUCAUGACUAAUUGUGGUCACCUAGAACUGAAGAAGCAGCUCAACCCUACUAGAGACUGUAGCAUGUAAUGACCCGCUUGUGUUUAUAGUAGGGAAUUAAAAAAACGAAAAACUUUAAAAUAUAUUAAAAAAAAAGCCUUUAUUGUAACCAAGGAAUUUGAAUUCAGCUGUGUCUCAUGUAAUCAGUGUCGUUAAUAAUAAAAAAAAACAAAACAACUUAGACCUGAACAGUAAGGCUUUGGGAGGUAAUUUUUGUUCCAUAGAUACUAGAAACAACAGGACCUCGGCUGCUUUACCUUUUUCUAAAUAUCACGGACAACUGACUGGCCUGAGACGUGUAGCGUUGAAUCUAGGUCCGUGGUUUCCAAACUUUUUCUGCACCUCCCCCCAUUUGUAGAUGGGACCAUUGUCAAGCUGCCUCCCCCGUCAACUUAUCUGUACUUUAUUAAAAACUGUCAUGCCUAAAAAUGGAUAUUGUCACUGAAGAAAGUAUGAUGAAAUUAGUCAUAAAUGUUGUUUUUCUCCACUGUGACACAAAAAUAUAUUAAAAACUAUGUGCCCCCUGCAAUAACUCAGUGGCCCCCCCAAGGGGAGUCUGCCUUCCACUUUGGUAACCACUGAUCUUUAAAAGAUCCUGCGGCUGCAGGAAAUAUUGCUGCUGCUCUUCCUUAAUGCCUCCUCUUCAGCCUGACUUGUAUGCGCUUGAGUCCUUCUGUUUGUAGCCUGUGUGUGUGUGUGUGUGUGUGUGUGUGUGUGUACAUGUCAGAGACUCGGCUCGCUGAAGAGAUGGCCUGCCAUCUGUAAAUUGGUGUACAGGUUUCUAAAUGCACACGGUACUGUCAGCCUACCUCUCGAUCCAGAUCUUCAGCGAUGGUGGGAGGAGUUGUGGUAAAUGCCAUAGUGUGAGUGUGUUUGAAUCCAUAGAAACGACAUGGUUUUGAUGUGAUGAUAGUAGAGGUUUGGUUGCACUUUUAUCAUGUGAGCUGUGUGAGAUUCACAACAUACAACAUACUCCUGUGUAGUGUGUACAUGUAUGCCUUCGCUCUAGAGACAGCCCUAAGCUUUCACUGUCUACAAUUGGGGAAAAAAAUGGGAUGUGCGUUUUCUGUGAUACUGAGUCUUAGUGUGUUGGUCUAUUUUUUUUUUUAAACAUCUUUCUCAUGUUACGUUUUAAGCGUAACGGUAACAUUUCCAAAAACAGAAUACAUUUUGUUUAUUCACAUCCAGUCAUUGUCAUCUGAUAGCAGGAAAUCAGCAAAGUAAAAUUUACCCAGAAUGCAUAGCCUCAAAACUCUUAUUUGCACUGGAUAUGGAUAUCAAUUUUUAUGUAUUUAUUCUAAAAUCAAAACCCUUUUCUCAAUCAGGUUGGUUUGGUGUCUUUGCUAAUUCUUAAUCCAAUCUAUCUCACAAAUUUCAACAAACGACCAGAAUAUGGUCCUUUUUUUUUAAUGUCUGUGUGAAGAAGAGGUGAAGCUGUGAAAACAGUUGUACCUUUUCAUGUCUUUCUGAUCCGAUGUUAAAGAUUAUAAAGCCCUGCUAGUGCAGUUUAGCAAGUGAGUAUAUAGAUGUACUCAGUGGGGUAAUGGAAAAAAUAAAAAAAGUUCAUCAAACGUGUGAUAAGACAAUACAACUAUACUGGAACUUGGAAAAUAAUACUUUUUUUUUUUUUUUGGUUGAGCGUUUAUUGUAAUGCAGUUUCGGAGAACGUUAACAUGAUGAAACAUUCUGUAAUGGCUAUGUAACUCAAAUAAGUUUACUAUUUCCAGGAUAGAGAAUUGACUUAUUAUGAUGCUAAUGCCAGUUUCUUAUUGUGAUGAGAGCAAAAGCUGUAAUAUCCCAUUACCUUGUAACAUCCCUGACAGUUGAAUGCAUGGAUGAACGUAUCUCUGCUAUUGAAUGCUAACAGUAAUCUGUUUUCAAUGUGUGAUAUUCGUUUAUAUAAAUGGUUUCUUUAACAACUGUUAAAUAAGGAAUGUGCAUUGUAUUUGUUAAGGGGGAGGGUUCAAUGGAUUUUUGUACGUUUUUUGGGCGUUUGUAAUUCAAAUUUUGAAUAAAGAUAAUAUGAAUAAGAAA
Molecule: messenger RNA, 4989 nt
Organism: Cynoglossus semilaevis (tongue sole)
Lineage: Eukaryota; Metazoa; Chordata; Actinopteri; Pleuronectiformes; Cynoglossidae
Product: transcription factor E2F3
Exons: 8
Coding region: 321-1706 (461 amino acids)
Biological process (GO): regulation of transcription by RNA polymerase II
Cellular component (GO): RNA polymerase II transcription regulator complex
Molecular function (GO): DNA-binding transcription factor activity, RNA polymerase II-specific; protein dimerization activity; RNA polymerase II cis-regulatory region sequence-specific DNA binding
Source: RefSeq, a predicted model, not a curated record